AUGGCUGAUGAGCCACGACGUUCCGGCCGCUCGACGAAAGGCCAGCACAAGAACCUCGACAUGGUCACCGAAACGCCUAUGAAGAAAUCGAAGUCCAAGUCGCUAUCGAAAGACAAAUCCUCCAAACCUUCCGCCGAACCGACGCCUGGACCCAGCGAAGAAGGAGAAGAAGAAGAAGAAGAAGAGGAACUCAUAAGAUGUAUUUGUGGGGAAUACGAGGAGGAGGAAGAUGUCGAACGCGACAUGAUCUGCUGUGACCAGUGCUCAGCAUGGCAACACAACGACUGCAUGGGCCUCAAGUUCGCCAAAGGAGAGGAACCGGAUCAGUACUUCUGCGAGCAGUGCAAGCCGGAAAACCACAAGGAGCUUCUGGAUAGAAUGGCGCGCGGUGAGAAGCCCUGGGAGGAAGUCGCUGAGAGAAGACGCAAAGAGGCCGAAGAGAAAAAAUCACGGCGCAGAAAGGGCAAGAAGGGUGGCAGAAGAGGCAGACCAAGUGAGGCCAAGACAGAAGAGAGUACGCCAGCUGCUUCGGUCAAGGCUCAAACCCCGAGUUCGGCUCCUUCUGUCCCUCCAACCGUGCCGCAUGCAACUGAGGAAAAUGACCAUGCCGGUGAUGCUGCACCGACUGGUGCUGCACUGGCGAGCACUCCCAAGCGCAAGUUUGAUGAACACCAAGAGAGUCCACAGUCUGAGGUCGGCCCCAAAACGAAACAGCAAAAACUAUCGCCUCCAACAAAAGUAUCGCCUCCAGGAAAGGAAGCAACACCGCACAGAAAACCUUCGACUAACGCGCCGUCAUCUCGCCAGAGCUCUGUCACUGAGAAGGCAUCUGAGGGGCCAGGCACACUGGAGGAGAUUACAAACCCAGCCCGGAAAACCGUUGCCAGUGCUCUAGUCAAGCUAUUUGUAGAACAGGUUUCUGAUGUGCGGAAACAAGACUCUUUCAAAUUGCCUAAGGGCAAGACAGUGGAGGAGAUCGCCGGGCAGCUCGGUAUGUCGAUCGAGCAUGCUAUGUACCAAAAUCUUUGCGGAGGAUCUGGGGAACCAACGGAACAGUAUAAGUCACAGCUUCGGACGAUCUUGUUCAACGUAAAGAAGAACACGUCCCUACGGGAUAGUUUGCUCGUAGGCAAUCUGCUCCCAGAUUCUCUAUCCAAGAUGAGUUCCCAGGACAUGGCGAGCAAGGAGCUCCAGCAAAAGGAUGCGGAAAUCAAGCGAGAGGCGGAGCGUCAGCACAUCAUCGCCACCCAAGAGCAAGGGCCGCGGAUUAGACGGACGCAUAAAGGAGAGGAACUGGUUGAAGAGGACGACCACGUUUCAAGCGAACCUGUUUUCUCGACGGCUCCGGCUCGUCGUAUGACUGACGGAAGCCCCAGCCCCGAUGACCAGCAGCGUCGCAAGUCGAACGAAGGCCGACGAGCCGGCAAGCCACGACCCAUUGACACCGAUGGACAGUCACACGACCAACAUUUCGCUCAUUCCCCCAGUCAUGAUGACCAGGUCUUCCCAGAGGUUGCCACGCAUAUCCGAGAACCUGUGCCAGGUGCAAAGGUCCAGGCUGAUGCAGAGAUCGAUAACCUACUGAGGGAUGAUGAUGAACCCGACUCGCCUCCAUACUCCCCCAAGGAGUACAAUGAUGAGGGAUCUGUGUGGCGCGGCAAGGUGGUGAUGAACCCCAUUGGAGAGUUCUCAUCAUCAGCAAAGCAUGUCGGUGGUGCCGACCUGAGCGAGAGCUUACCAUGGGGCCAGCUUGCGCCGCCAACAUUGCUGAUCAAUGGCCGGAUAGAGAUCCAGCUGGCCAGCAACUAUCUCUGUGGCCUACGGUUCAGCACAUCGACAGACGUCGUCGUGAUGUCCAUCAAUGCGCCUGAGAACCCGAAGGAGCGCGCAGGAUUCGACAACCUGUUCAACUACUUCGCAGAUCGCAAGAGGUACGGUGUCAUUGGAAAGCACCCAUUGUCGUCCGUUACGGAUACGUACCUCAUCCCGGUUGAGGCUGGGACAACGAAGAAGCCCGAUUUCCUCGAAUUGCUGGAAAACAAUUCCCUUGAUGAUUCCCUGCAGGAACGGAUUCUUCUGGCCGUGUUCGUCAUCAAGACUGGUGUUUCGAACCGUCCUUCAGUACAGCCCCCGUCGCAUCACCCGAGCCAGGAACCCGCAAACACCGCAAGCCCGUUGACUACUGCUGCGCCUACGCCUCAGCAGGCGCAGGCUCCGUACAUGUUGCCGGGACAGCAGCAUCCAGCUCAAGUAUCCCCUACUACGCCAGCACCUUUCCCUGGCGCACCAAUUCCUGCACAGGCACCACAAUAUGCCCAGCCGCCACCGCAGCAGCAGCAACAACAACAACAACCUGCUCCCCCAGCGGGUCAAUUCCACCAAUAUCAACCCAACGCCCCCGCCCCUCAGCCUGCUACUGGCCUCCCAGCCGCCAUCCAAGUGCUAGGACCUCAAGCACAUGCACCUGCAAUUCAACAGCUCCUUCAACAAGCACCGAAUGCAGAUGCCUCCCAGCUAUUGGUGGUACGGGAUAUCCUCUCCCGACAACCGGAUGCUGCGUCCAGCUACCAGGCGUUGACUGAGGCACUGUUCCAUGCUACAACUAAUGGACAUGGUGCGUCAUAG
This is a messenger RNA of Aspergillus glaucus CBS 516.65, 2625 nucleotides long. Its product is annotated as putative PHD finger domain protein. Lineage: Eukaryota; Fungi; Ascomycota; Eurotiomycetes; Eurotiales; Aspergillaceae. The transcript is spliced from 3 exons. The record is from RefSeq and is a predicted model, not a curated record. Gene Ontology annotation, cellular component: nucleus. The coding region runs from base 1 to 2625 and encodes 874 amino acids. Gene Ontology annotation, biological process: regulation of mRNA 3'-end processing; transcription antitermination; transcription elongation by RNA polymerase II. Gene Ontology annotation, molecular function: RNA polymerase II transcription regulatory region sequence-specific DNA binding.